UCCCAGCUCAGGGGACCUGCCCAGCUGCAUCUGUUUCCCGUCUCACAGGACAUGUCCAAACCCCACCUUGAGCCCCAGUGCAGCAUCCUUCCCUGGCACAGAAAUGUCGCCAUACAGGUCCCACCCUAAAACUUCUUGUUCUUGUUCAGUUUGUUGCGGCGGAGGUGUGAAAGGCCCGGAGGUGUGCAAGGACCCCGUGCUGCUCACCACGCAUGCCAUGGGAGUGAACUUCUACAGACAGGGCCCGGAGGUGGCUCUGAAGGACGACUCUGAGUAUCCUGAUUGGCUCUUCCAGAUGCACCUCGGCCCCCCCAAGACACUGGAGGAGCUGGACCCCGAGACGCCCCAGUACUGGAGGCUCCUGCGGAAACACAACACCUGGCGCCGCAACAAACUGAACAAGAACAAGAAGUUUUAGGGUGGGACCUGUAUGGCGACAUUUCUGUGCCAGGGAAGGAUGCUGCACUGGGGCUCAAGGUG
Molecule: messenger RNA, 480 nt
Organism: Trachemys scripta elegans
Lineage: Eukaryota; Metazoa; Chordata; Testudines; Emydidae
Gene: MRPL54
Product: mitochondrial ribosomal protein L54
Exons: 1
Coding region: 104-418 (104 amino acids)
Cellular component (GO): mitochondrial large ribosomal subunit
Molecular function (GO): structural constituent of ribosome
Source: RefSeq, a predicted model, not a curated record